AAUCCUAGAAUGAGAAUCUCCAUUAUCUCGGCGGCUAUUACAGCAUGCUGUCUAUUUAUAAUAGGAUGCGGCAUCUUACUCUACAACAACACGCGGGUCCCACCGGAAGCGAUGGACCGGCAUGCCUACUGCGCUGACUGCAUUAACUAUGCAAGCCGUGUGGAUGACAUGAUCCGUCGUGGCAACAACGUCCGGGGAAACAAAUCGUUCUUUAAAUACGCUUCGGACGUAUCAUGUCGGGGCCAGCUGUUGAUUAGCAAGCGGUGUCUACGGUAUCGCCGGGCGUUCCUUGACAACCCGGAUAGGUUUAUGUUCGAUAUUGAAGUUCCAUCUCAGGCUUGUAUUGCUAUCAAAGCUUGCUAGGAGGUUAUGUGUUUCGCCUUUUCGUGUUUCGUCUUCUGUCGUGCUUUGGGUUGAGGCAGUGUUGGCCAAUCUGUCACUCCACUGAUACUGAGAACUGGAUCCCAAGAAGUGGGGGAAUGGUCCAAAGUCAAACUCAAGUCGUGAGGCGGGAGUUCCUAAGGAAUCACUUGAGCGAAAUCAAAGCGCGUGGCAUCACCUGAUGCCACAGUUUGGCUUAGGAACAACGUAUUUCUUGAUUACGAUCACCUUGGGUAAUCUAAGUAUCACUUGUCUGCACUGCAAUUGCAACAAAUCACCAAUGCAAAGCGACUGAAAAUACUACGAGACUUAUGUACAUAAAAUAUCGACAUAAGGCAUGUGUAUGAUUCGGGGCUAUCUAUGAAACUAGUUUGGCACUGCCACUAC
This is a messenger RNA of Aspergillus pseudonomiae, 768 nucleotides long. RefSeq lists its product as uncharacterized. The transcript has 2 exons. Bases 10 to 363 code for a protein of 117 amino acids. Lineage: Eukaryota; Fungi; Ascomycota; Eurotiomycetes; Eurotiales; Aspergillaceae. The record is from RefSeq and is a predicted model, not a curated record.